Molecule: messenger RNA, 1131 nt
Organism: Desarmillaria tabescens
Lineage: Eukaryota; Fungi; Basidiomycota; Agaricomycetes; Agaricales; Physalacriaceae
Exons: 2
Coding region: 1-1131 (376 amino acids)
Biological process (GO): calcium import into the mitochondrion; mitochondrial calcium ion homeostasis
Cellular component (GO): mitochondrial inner membrane; uniplex complex
Molecular function (GO): calcium channel activity; uniporter activity
Source: RefSeq, a predicted model, not a curated record
AUGUUCAAUCUCUAUUCCUUGUGUAGGGUACCAUUUCUGCGUUCCCAUUUAGUACCCUUUCGUGCACCGCUGAUUCCCAGGACGAUUCGACGUCUCAGUGCUGCACCAGGCUCGCAGGAAGGAAUCCAGGUAGCUCACGCGCAGUUCCUAGCUGGAGCGCCGGCAAACACAAAAUGGGAGAAUGGCGAUGUAGCAGACGAACUGGAGGGUGUAUCGCCUGGGUCGGGUAAGCGUGUUCUUCAUCAAAGCUGGGGAUUAUCGUGCUUACAGUCUUUAGGGAAACUUUUGCCGACUUCUUCACACCUUUUCAAGCUCAUCAUUCCAAUUCCAAACUCAAAUAAACCGCCCACCGUUAUUCUACUGCACCCCGCCCAACCUCUUUCCCACGUUAGCCGGCUCAUUCUAAGCUCCCUCACCGAGUCCGACUCAAUACCUGCUCGAAUAAGCUUCCAAAGCUUCGCGGCCGUGUCCAAGCGCCCCUACCAAUGGUCAGACUCAACCGACAUCGGAGAUUUUAUCCGUGAUGCAGCACGUUCAGCCAAGUUCCGGAUAUGCUUCACCAACGACGAAGGGAAAGAAACAAGCGCUAUCUCCGUGCGUGUCCCGACCUUUGCAGACCGCACAGUCUUCCUUCGCCGUAGGCUGGCUAUUAUCAACGCACAACUAGAAUCUAUGCAUGAAAUUAAACGGACGUGCGACAAGGAAGCCCAUCGUGGUGCGAAGCGUAUGGCGAUUGGGGGAUUCGGGAUGCUCGUGGCGUAUUGGGGCAUCGUUGCGCGUCUGACAUUCUGGGAUUAUGGAUGGGACGUGAUGGAACCUGUAACGUACUUGUCGGGGCUGUCGACGGUGAUUUGCGGGUACUUGUGGUUUUUGUAUCGAGGAAGGGAGGUUUCGUAUUCGUCAGUGCUGGACAGCUCAAUAUCGACGCGCCGGGAGGCCUUGUACAAAGCGCAUGGUUUGGAUAUCGAUAGGUGGCUGGAUCUUGUUUCGGAAAAGAAAGGGCUGGUCAAGGAGAUUGGUCGUAUCGCGGAGGAUUACGAGGGGAAGGAUGAUGAACCGAAAAAGGAGGACAUUGAGGAGGAUGAAGAGGAUACCAAGGACCACGAUACGAAAUCGCAUAAAGCAAGCUAG